Lycium barbarum (goji berry) is the source of this 432-nucleotide messenger RNA. RefSeq lists its product as uncharacterized. The record is from RefSeq and is a predicted model, not a curated record. The coding region runs from base 1 to 432 and encodes 143 amino acids. NCBI's taxonomy places the organism in Eukaryota, Viridiplantae, Streptophyta, Magnoliopsida, Solanales, Solanaceae. The transcript has a single exon.
AUGCCUUCUUCACUCAAAUUUCAAUUGCCAAUUUUAGUCUCCCUCUUCUUCUUAUCAUCAUUCUCCUUCUACGCAACUGCAAAUUUCUUCAAUGUAGAUAUCAUUGAUGAGCUAAUCGAUCCAUUAUCAGCCAGUUGUGUAAUUAAUGGUGAUAUUACUCAACCAAGAGUUGACCUUAGACAAUCAGGAGUUCACAGAUAUCCCGUUGAAGUCGCAGUACACCAUUUAAAUCCUACACUUUUAUGUAACAUGACUUCUGGUCCUAGGUUCGGUACUUUUCUACUUUUUGAUUUUAACAGAGAUAUACCUAGGUGUGACAUUCAGCACAAAAGGUGCACUUGGAAUAUAAGGCCAGAGGGUUUAUUUCUCUACUUCAACUUCGAACAGAAUCUAGUUUUCAACUGGUCAAUGUCAUCAUCAUCCAAUUUGUAA